CAGUCUCACUCCAGUCUCAGUUCGAACAACAUCUAAAUUGUAACAAACACUGAAAACAAAAAAUUUUAAAUUUUAGACCAAAAUUUAUAUUGUCGAAUUUUUUCGUUUCUUUUAUUUUUUUCAUUUAUUUUUUUUUGGAAAUCAAAAAUGUGUUCUCCUUGCGGACCGUGCAGCCCCUGCGAUCCAUGCUGCGGGCCCUUCGAGUGCUCCCCCAAGUGCUACAAUGCGGCGCAGUUGGAAGCCUUGCCCCAGUGUGCGCCCCGCAUACCGCCGCCGUUCCCCAAGUGCAUCACAGUCCAGCAGCCGCCGCGUCUGAUAUGCAAGAAGCGUGUGGUCUUCACCGAGAAGAUCGUGCCAGAGCCGAUGGUGGUGAACCGAUGCAGACAGAUCACGGUGCCCAAAGUUGUGGACGCCACGCGGGUGAUCAAAGUGCCGAAGCUCAUUUGGGUCUCGCAAAUGGUGCGGGAGCCGCGUGUCAUAUACUAUCCAUCGAUGAUACCGGAUCCCUAUGUCGUCUGCUAUCCGAAGCGCGUCUGCGAGCCACGCGAGGUCUGCCAGUCGAUCUUGUGCCAGCCCAAGCCGCAGACCAUCGAUAUUCCGCCGCCCCGCGAAUACUGCUGCUAUCCAAAUGGACCCAUCAACUACAAGCCGAGUGCCGCCUGUCCGCCCUGUCCGAUUGGACCGUGUGCGCCCGGCGGUGCCUGCUGUCCACUGCCCUGCUUCUCCACCAAUCAGUAUCCGGUGUGCGAGACGCGUUGCGGUCCCUGCGGACCCGGACCCUGUGGCCCGGGACCAUGUGGCCCUGGACGUUGUGGACCCUGUGGCCCCUGUGGUGGACCUUGUGCAGUGCCCAAUUGUGGACCCUGUGGCCUGACGAUGCCUUCGGGGCCGUAUAUUCCUGCGCCGUGUGGACCUUGUGGAACAGGUUGCGGCCCACUGAGCAAUGGACCCUGCGGACCUUGCGGACCCUGUGGACCUUGUUCGCCGCCUUGUCCAUAUGAGUCGCCAGAGUGCGGACCUUGUUAUCCUUGCGCACCAACGCCUUGGAAUACACAUUGUGGACCAGUCGGCCCCUGUGGCCCCCAAGUUCCAUGUGGACCUUGUGGUCCAUGUUAGAAAAGCCUUUGAAAGUCUAUUUACGAGUCGGCCGAAUCCCCGUUUAUAAAUGCAUGAAUAAAAUAUUGUGAUACCAAAA
This is a messenger RNA of Drosophila nasuta, 1195 nucleotides long. RefSeq names its product DBF4-type zinc finger-containing protein 2 homolog. NCBI's taxonomy places the organism in Eukaryota, Metazoa, Arthropoda, Insecta, Diptera, Drosophilidae. The transcript has a single exon. The coding region runs from base 148 to 1116 and encodes 322 amino acids. The record is from RefSeq and is a predicted model, not a curated record.